Musa acuminata AAA Group (dessert banana) is the source of this 1173-nucleotide messenger RNA. RefSeq names its product NAC domain-containing protein 48. The record is from RefSeq and is a predicted model, not a curated record. Gene Ontology annotation, molecular function: DNA binding. Lineage: Eukaryota; Viridiplantae; Streptophyta; Magnoliopsida; Zingiberales; Musaceae. The transcript is spliced from 3 exons. Bases 54 to 998 code for a protein of 314 amino acids. Gene Ontology annotation, biological process: regulation of DNA-templated transcription.
GUCUUGCUUUCCCGAGUUUUAAAGCUCCGUCGCGCCUGUUAAUCAGCUCCACGAUGAUUGCUGAUCGAAGCGAACCGGCGAUGAACGGCGGGUGUCUGCAGCUGCCGCCCGGGUUCCGCUUCCAUCCCACGGACGAGGAGCUCGUGAUGCACUACCUCCGCCGCAAGUCCGCCGGCCUCCCCGUCGCCGUCCCCAUCGUCGCCGAGCUCGACCUUUACAAGUACGACCCCUGGCAACUCCCAGGGAUGGCGUCGUACGGGGAGAAAGAGUGGUACUUCUUCUCGCCGAGGGAACGGAAGUACCCGAACGGGUCGAGGCCGAACCGGGCGGCAGGAUCAGGAUACUGGAAGGCGACCGGGGCGGACAAGCCGGUCGGGGCCCCCAAGCCGGUGGCCAUCAAGAAGGCCCUCGUCUUCUACUCUGGCAAGGCCCCCAGGGGACACAAGACCAACUGGAUCAUGCACGAGUACCGCCUCGCGGACGUCGACCGCUCGCCCCGCAGGAAGAACUCGCUCCGGCUGGACGACUGGGUGCUGUGCCGUAUCUACAACAAGAAAGGAAGCAACGGCUCGGACAAGUUCGGGACCCGGGACCGGAAGCCGGCCGGGUCCAGGUGCCUCCGGCCGCCAGAGGAUAGGAAGCCGGCGCUCGGUCCGCACGCGCCGCUGCCGCUUCCGGCUGGGAUCGCCCCUGGGCCGCUGCUGACGGCCGAGCUCGCGGACAGCUUCGCGACGUCGGACUCGAUGGCGAGGCUGCACGCCGACUCGAGCUGCUCGGAGCACGUGCGGUCGCCAGAGUUCACGUGCGAGAGGGAGGUCCAGAGCCAGCCACGGUGGCGCCCCACCGAGUGGAACCGGGCCUUCGCUCCCGCCGCCAACUCGGUCUUCCCUCACCCCGAGCCGGGUCUGCUCUCGUCCGAGUUCGGCGACUCGUUCCAGGACAUCCUCGUGUACCUGGAGAACCCCUUUGAGCCGUACGCUCACUACGUUAGCACGUAGCGCCAACCGAGUGGACUCGGGGCCCGACUGUGGAAUCGGCUGGACGAGGAUUGCGGCCGUCGCGUUGGUCUGAGUUGACUCGUAGAUCCAUAAAUUGUCAUCAAUGCGUGUGUAUAUGUAGAUUGGUUCUUUAUGGGUGGGUAUACACUACAAUGGCAAAAUAUUCACUCUCCAA